UAUUUUUAAAAAACAACCAAAACAAUGUUCUUAUUUUGCUGAUCUAAUCAAAAAAAGUAUUUCAAAUAUGACAAAAAAAGCAAUUAGUAAGAAAAAUAUUGCCAGCUGUACUGAUAGUGGCAGUAAAAAUAAUGCUGGAAUGGAUUGGUAUCUGUUCUUUGGAAUCGUUCUACUUACGUUAGCAACACGAUUUUAUAAAGUCACUGAACCCGAUCAUGUUUGUUGGGACGAGACACAUUUCGGCAAAAUGGGAAGUUGGUAUAUAAACCGAACGUUCUUCUUUGACGUGCAUCCACCUUUGGGAAAGAUGUUGAUAGCGUUAUCUGGUGUAAUGAGUGGCUACAAUGGAACGUAUCCGUUCGAAAAACCUGGAGAUAAAUAUAAUGGGACUGCUUACGAAGGAAUGAGACUGUUUUGUACCGCAUUGGGCGCCUUAAUCGUACCAAUGGUGCAUGUGACCGUGUUCGACCUCAUUGAAUCGGAUGUUGGAGCACUUAUUUCAAGCUGCUACGUGCUGUUUGAUGUUGGAAUGGUGACUUUAAAUCAAUAUAUUUUAUUGGAUCCGAUUUUGCUGUGUUUUAUGACGGCAUCCAUUAUGGGCAUGGUUAAAGUGUCGAAAGCAACACAUAAUCGUCAAACAUUUACAUUUAAAUGGUGGAUUUGGCUUUUGUUCACUGGCACCAUGAUCGCCUGUACCAUCAGCGUUAAAUUUGUUGGUCUGUUCGUGAUUUUAUUGGUCGGUAUACAUACAAUCAAUGAUUUGUGGAUUGAAUUAGGCGAUUUAACCAAACCAGUUGUUGAAAUAGCGAAACAAUUUGUUGGCCGCGCCGUGACACUCAUCGUAUGGCCAAUCAUUUUGUAUAUGUGCUUUUUCUACGUUCAUUUGGAGGUGCUAAAUCACAGCGGUAACGGUGAUGGCUUCUAUAGCUCAGCAUUUCAAUCACAACUAAUUGGAAAUUCUUUGCAUAACGCAACAAUGCCAAGGCAACUGGCGUACGGUGCAGUUUUAACAUUGAAAAAUUACAAAACGGGCGGAGGAUAUUUACAUUCGCAUUAUCACCUCUACCCAAAAGGAGCUGGCUCUCGGCAACAACAGAUAACGACGUACACGCACAAAGACGAAAACAACAAAUGGCUGAUAAAACCAUACAACGAAGAGAUUAAAUCGAAUGAAAAGGAUGUAGUGCUUGUUAAACAUGGCGAUCUAAUUCGAUUGGAGCACAUUCAAACGAAACGCAAUUUGCAUUCGCAUCGUGAACAAGCGCCGCUAACAAAAAAACACUAUCAAGUCACUGGAUAUGGAGAGAACGGCAUCGGCGAUGCGAAUGACAUUUGGAAAAUUAUGAUCGUUGGUGGUCGUGAAAACGAACCAGUUUUAACCGUAACCAGUAAAUUGCUAAUCGUACAUUAUUUACAAAAUUGUGCGCUUACAACGAGCGGAAAACAAUUACCAAAAUGGGGUUAUGAACAGCAAGAAGUUUCGUGCAAUCCAAAUAUACGCGAUCCGAAUGCAUUUUGGAAUGUCGAGGAUAACACUUUUGAUAAAUUGCCAAACGUGAGCUUUCGCGUUUAUGCGCCAGGAUUCUUUGCCAGAUUUAUGGAAUCGCAUGCUGUAAUGUUUCAAGGAAACGCCGGUUUGAAGCCAAAAGAAGGAGAAGUUACAUCAAGGCCAUGGCAGUGGCCUAUUAAUUAUCGGGGUCAAUUCUUCUCUGGCAGCGCUUACCGUAUCUACUUGCUUGGCAAUCCUAUUAUCUGGUGGAGCAAUUUGGUAUUUUUGGUCAUAUUUUUGCUGGUAUUUUGUGUGUCGGCCAUUAAACAGCAACGUGGCUACGAAAAUAAUUUGGAGAAUAAUGAAUAUACGGGGAAAUCAUUGAGAGCUGGAGGAUGGCUAUUCAUUGGGUGGUUGCUGCACUAUGUUCCAUUUUGGGGUAUGGGUCGAGUUCUAUACUUUCAUCACUAUUUUCCAGCUCUGAUAUUCAACUCAAUGCUAACAGGACCGAUGGUGUAUUAUUUGAUUCAGCGUUUGCCGAAAUGGAUGCAGCAAGCCGUGCUCGGCACCACAUUGGGAUUAUUGGCGUACAGUUUUAUGCUAUUCUCACCGUUAGCAUAUGGAAUGACCGGUCCAAUAGCUAAUGAAGCAAAUUCAACAAUGUUCAAAUUGAAAUGGUUGAACAGCUGGGAAUUUUAGCAGUGCAAAUGCAAAUACUCACCAAAUAUUUGGAAAAAUUAUUAUGCAAACCCGUUUAUACAUAGACAUAUAUUGGUAUCCACACGUAAAUAUCAUUGCCAUAGAACUAAUGACAACUUCAACGACAACAACACAUGCAAUUGCAUGCGUGUGCAUGUAAUUGCAAAAUUUAAAUGUAAAUUGAAAGAAUAAUCGCGCGUGCUGAACAUUUGUAAUUAGGUUUACUCUCUUGAAAAGCGAUCCAAUUUUCAGAUAGCUAUAAAAUUACCGUUGUUGUAUAUAUACAUAAGGGGAGCAAUUUUUAUUCCACUUGCCUUCCCAUUCUUCCUCAUAAAUUGUUGGCAUUUUGUGUAUUAUGCCGAUCGAAACACAAUACUCAUAUUUAUUUUACAUAAUUUAUAAAUAUAUUAUUAUUUAGCUAGAUCGAUAAUCAGCAGCAAACAUUCAGGAAAUGGUCGCUGUUCGUGAAACGUGUUUUUCUAUUCGAUUUUCCAAAUGCUUCGUGCAUUUGUUAACGGUGGUGUGGCAUUUUUUUUCAGUUCAUUUUCUAUUUUGUGUUUCAAAUGCAACCUAGAUUUGGGUAAAAUAUUAUAUGCAGUUUGCAUGUUUCAGGCACUCGAAUAAAUGUCAUUUAUAUCUGUUGAAGUCGACAAUGUACACCGCAUGGUGCUGAGACCACUAACAAAACACACAUUCACAAUAGAAUGCAAUUUGAAUUUGCUUGUUGACGACAUAGCAACAACAGCCAUUGAACAGCACCAACAACGAAACAACAACAACAAAAAAAACAUUUGCCUUAUUCCAUUAUGAUAUUCCAAUUUGAUUUGUUAGAUAGAACAAUACAAUCAUUGAUUGCUAAUGAAAACUCAUUUUAUACUAUAAAAAAUGUUAUAAUGAAAAUACUUUGUAUUCA
Contarinia nasturtii (swede midge) is the source of this 3101-nucleotide messenger RNA. It is a transcript of the gene twisted, whose product is annotated as protein O-mannosyl-transferase 2. Gene Ontology annotation, cellular component: endoplasmic reticulum; membrane. The record is from RefSeq and is a predicted model, not a curated record. Lineage: Eukaryota; Metazoa; Arthropoda; Insecta; Diptera; Cecidomyiidae. Gene Ontology annotation, biological process: protein O-linked glycosylation via mannose. Bases 68 to 2188 code for a protein of 706 amino acids. The transcript has 13 exons. Gene Ontology annotation, molecular function: dolichyl-phosphate-mannose-protein mannosyltransferase activity.